Cetraspora pellucida is the source of this 225-nucleotide messenger RNA. NCBI's taxonomy places the organism in Eukaryota, Fungi, Glomeromycota, Glomeromycetes, Diversisporales, Gigasporaceae. The record is from the annotation of a GenBank genome assembly.
AUGCCAUGUGAUCCAAUUGAUGAAAAUAUCAAACAAUUUGUUACUGGAUCUCAAUCUUUGCUUAAGUCUCUUGAAAACUUUAUUGCUAAAAGUUUGAAGAUUCACGUUGAUUAUCUGAUUGCAAUUCGUAAUCAAGAAAAGCCAUCUUACAGUGAAGAUGUCUUGAAGAAAAUCAAGAAGCUUAAUCAACUCACUUUUCAUUUAACUAUUCCAUCAACAAGUUGA